AUUCUUUCAUGCCUUACUUUCAAAGGCUGGGGUGUCGAGCCCUAUCUUGUUUCUUGCUGAGAAUUGGAUGCUCCAGCUGGAUUGCAUUUUCUAUAUUUUUUUCUGUGCGUGUGAUUUCCGGGGAAACCCACGAUUUUGCUCAUUCUAUGUUGCCUGCCAACCCUCCGCAGGAAGGAGGGGAGGCUCCCAAUCUCCCCAUAGGGGUCAUGGGGCCGGCAGCCCCUAGUAUUGACUUCUUAAAAACAAAAAUACUCCUCGUUUUCCGUUCCAUUUCGCGGGGCCGUAGAAAACCGCGAACCAACUUUUUAGCCGAUGUUCAGGCGGCUGGAAACGGCUUCCCAGUUUUUACGCCUGAAAAUCGCUCAGGUUCUAGAGGAGCUUUCGAAAAACCCGGAGCGAUGGAACAAUUGCGGUCACAAAGCCGCCGUCGAAUUAAAGGUUUUGAUCAACGAUUGAGAGAGGGAAAGAGGGCUCCUUUCGGAGACAUUGGAUAGGACAGCUUUUUAGUUCUCACCUGUUAGAAGCGAAAGAGGAAGGUUUCUUUUGGGAGAUUUCGUUUGUCGUGAGAGCUUUCAAUUCAUACAUAGAGUCCUCAUUCAUUGAUGGGAGAGUCCCCACCGGUCAGCGAUUUGGUUUUAUACAUUACACAAGGUGGCACGGACGAGUACUAAUUUAAUUGGGUACGCAAAAGCCUAACUCAGCUAAGCUAAUAAAUGCUGCAUAAGAGAGUGGGAGGCCGGCCCCUGCCCAUCUGGAGGUGCACACCCAUUUAGGAACAUAUGCAAAAAAGGGGUAAAGAGAGAAGUCAAUGGAGAACUACCAAAUCCAAUGACUUUGAUUUGUUCGUACCAUUCUGUCAUCGAUCACUGCUGGGUCGGUUGGUGAGUCACCCCCAAAAAAGCAUCGAGAAAGGUCAAGCAUAUAUGUUUUAUGAAAUGAUCAGCGGUCUCAUUUAUGCUAUGCCCUGCAUCGUGUUCGUGUGUGUUUAUUGAGCUUUCUUCACUUCAGCGCCAUGCGCUUUGCUUCGCUUUAUAGAAGAGAGAGACCGUUGUUUUGUUUUGAGAGUGAAAAGCAAGCGCAAGCGAUAGAAAGGAUAGUCCCUCGCGCGUUCGCGCGAAACUACUAUAGGUGAGAUCAUUAGUGAAAGAAGGACCAACGACGAUCCUAUCCUAAAGGAGCAGGAGGAGUCAGUCUUCUUUGAAGAUCGAGGAACGUAGUGUCGGACAAUUAUGCCAUUCGGAAGAAGUCUUCUACAGAGGGAAAGCAGCCUGUUACGAGUAAGUGGAGAGGAAAGAUCUCCAGAGAUUCUUAUCUCAUUCCAUUCCAGUGGCUCGACCAGUAACCAAUGGCGAAAACUAAAAAAUCCAUGGUUUCCCGGUAGAACCCCAUUUCGCCCAAGUUGUUGCGAAACCGGAAAAAAGAAGCGGUUUUUCGCACAGCUUGCUCAUAGUGCGGGUCCCACUUGUAUAUUGUAUUUGGCCGAAGAAGCAUCGGACAGGUUGGAGUUAUUACCUUCUUUGGACUCUAUGGACCAAGAUCUGCUUUCAUUAUAUGGGCAAUAUCGAUCUACUUUAGUAGAUCAUAUGGAUGUAGAAAAAGCUUCUGAUUUUGAUGAAUUGGAAACAUCUCUUUUCCAUUUUUAUUUACCUAGUUCAUAUCUUUGUUUCGUGUGUUCCCGGGAGGAAUUCGAUCUCUUCAAUCUCGGGAUACCACCUAAAUAACUGCGGCCAGAGAGUCAAAUAGGUCGGGAAGAAAGAGUCUGAGGUCGGGUUGGACGACAUACAUCUUGGUUGGUUCCACCACCAACUUUCUUUAUGUUAGAGUAACUGGGAAAGCAGAGAUUCUUAUUAUAUUAGUUCAAAUAGGCCUAAGAU
Messenger RNA from Prosopis cineraria, 1874 nucleotides. RefSeq lists its product as uncharacterized. The transcript has a single exon. NCBI's taxonomy places the organism in Eukaryota, Viridiplantae, Streptophyta, Magnoliopsida, Fabales, Fabaceae. Bases 1230 to 1721 code for a protein of 163 amino acids. The record is from RefSeq and is a predicted model, not a curated record.